AUGAAAUUUGUGAGGGAAAAGUUGAAUAUAAUCAUCUUCACUGCCGUGAUUUUAAGUGUCAUUCAAAUACAUUAUGUGAAUGGACAAAGCAAAAAAAGACAACAAAACUACUGGUCGUAUUACCAAAGAGAUGGUUCUAACUCACGUACCAGCAAAGGUUCAACAAGACAGGACGUUAACUUACUGAGAGGACCAAAUACCUGCGGUUCAGCUUCCAGAAGGUAUUGUUGCCAGGGGUGGACUCGACAGCCGGGACAGUACAGAUGUAUCAUACCUAUCUGCCAGCUUGGAUGUGGUGGGGGAACAUGUAUCCGUCCUAAUCUGUGUUUGUGUUCAAAUGGACAGCCCUCCACCUCUUGUCAAAAUGCAGUUGUGUGUAACCCUCAGUGUCAAAAUGGAGGAAGAUGCAUUGGAAACAAUAGAUGUGCAUGCUCGUAUGGAUUCUCAGGGAAACGAUGUGAAAAUGAUUAUCGAAUAGGACCAUGUUUUACCCAACUUUCAAACAACAUGUGCAGGGGUCAACUGACAGGGCUGGUGUGUACCAAGAACCUGUGCUGUGCCACAGUAGGAAAAGCUUGGGGCAAUCCCUGUGAGCAAUGCCCCAUUCGACCAUUCCCUUGUCGCCGUGGUUACAUUCCAAACUUACAAACAAACACAUGUCAAGAUGUAAAUGAGUGUGUAGCAAUACCUGGGGUGUGUGGAGGUGGGACAUGUGUGAACUCUGUGGGUUCCUAUAGGUGUGAGUGUAAGAAAGGACAGAGACAGAAUCCUAUCACUCAGGACUGUGAAGACAUUGAUGAGUGUGCUGAGAGAAGAGAUAUAUGUAGAAAUGGGAAGUGUACAAAUACCCAGGGGAGCUACUUCUGCACCUGUAAUGAGGGAUUUGAACUUUCCCCAGAUAAAUCUACAUGCAUAGGAAUACAGAAGAAAAGAUGCUUUCUGCAAGCUGUAAACAACAGGUGCUCUCAGCCAAUGGUUCCCCUUUUAUCUCUGGCUGAUUGCUGCUGUGAUUCAGGAAAGGGGUGGGGAGAUGUCUCUAACUGCCAAAUAUGUCCAAAACCUGGAGAGGAGGCCCAUUCUGCACUUUGUCAGAGAGGGGGAGGUUUAGUUAGAGACAAAUGCCGACUAUUUCCCAAUCUGUGUGUGAACGCUCGCUGUGAGUCCACCCAGUAUUCCUACAGGUGUGUUUGUUUCCCAGGUUACAAACCUACAACAGACAAAAACAGGUGCACAGAUAUAGAUGAGUGCUCAGAGCAGCAAGGCAUAUGUCGUAAUGGUCAGUGCUUUAACACUCCUGGGAGUUACAGAUGUCGUUGUAACCGUGGAUAUGUACUGUCACCAGAUGGUCAAUGUAAAGAUAUGAAUGAAUGUGCCACUAAAAGGAUGUGUCCUAAUGGUCGGUGUGUAAACAUGGACGGAAGCUACAAAUGUGAUUGUAACCCAGGUUAUCGUCCAUCAUCUAACCUACAAGUCUGUUAUGAUAUAAAUGAAUGUACAGAGAAUGGUAAACUAUGUACUAAUGGUCGAUGUCAGAAUACAGAGGGAUCUUACAAAUGUAUCUGUAACCAAGGUUAUCGGCUGUCCCCAGACAGGGCUUACUGCUUAGAUUACAAUGAGUGUGAACGUACUGGUAUGUGUACACAUGGUGUAUGUGUAAACCUAAAUGGUGGCUAUAAGUGUGUGUGUAACACAGGAUUCACAUCUUCUUCUGAUGGCAGAACCUGUCUUGAUGUAAAUGAAUGUCUCAGAAAUCCUUGUGUGAAUGGAAUAUGUAUUAACAACCAGGGAAGUUAUCGGUGUGAGUGUCCCAGUGGCUUCCAAUUACAGAGUGAUGGGAAAACCUGUCUAGAUAUUAGGCAUGGCAGUUGCUACCUGGAAUAUCGACGGGGCCACUGCUCCAGUGCCCUGGCUUCUCAGAUGUCUAAGUCACUUUGCUGUUGUAUGGACGAUGACCUGCAGAAGGCAUGGGGACCUCGUUGUGAACUGUGUCCAAGGAAAGGAGAGGCGCAGUACUCACAACUCUGUAGGGGCAUUCCAGACAUUAAUGAAUGUAUGCUGAAUCCAAAUAUCUGUGAAAAUGGAGCUUGUGAGAAUCUGGAAGGAACCUAUAGAUGUGUUUGUGAUAAGGGUUUUACCCCAAAUCCCACAAGGAAAAAGUGUCUUGAUAUAAAUGAAUGUCAAAGGUACCCUCGCUAUUGUGAUGGUGGAACUUGUAAAAACACCAUAGGAAGCUUUCACUGCACCUGUCCCUCAGGUUUCCGACUCAAUCCAGCCACUACUGCUUGUGAAGAUAUAAAUGAAUGCACAGACAGCAACCCUUGUAUUGGAGGGACAUGUAACAAUGUUCCUGGAAGUUUCCGAUGUGACUGUUUGGACCCAGGAACAAAGCUUGAUGCUACUGGGAGGAUAUGUUUAGACAACAGGAAAGGAUCUUGCUGGUUAGAGAUUAACAAUGGUCGAUGUGAAAAUAAUGCUCGGACCUUGGUGACCAAGUCAGAGUGUUGUGGAAGCAUUGGUGUAGCCUGGGGCAGUCCCUGUGAGGAGUGCCCUACAUCACAGGAGAGGCAGUGUCCCCCAGGGUAUGCCACAAAUGAUGGCAGAAACUGUUUAGAUAUAAAUGAGUGUGAGAUGUUUGAGAACAUCUGUGAAGGAGGAGGUUUAUGUGUCAACACUCAGGGGUCCUUCAGAUGUAACUGUCCCCCAGGGCUGAUUCUAGAUGCCUCUGGCAGAAAAUGUAUAGAUAAGAGGGAAGGCAUCUGUUAUUUGGAGUACAGAAGAGGGUCCUGUGAACGUCCUGUGGAAGGGAGGUACUCAAAGGUCAAAUGUUGUUGCUCUCUGGGGAAGGCCUGGGGACCAGACUGCUCAGCAUGUCCCCGUAGAGGUUCAGUUGAAUUCAAGCAGCUGUGUGAUACAACAAAACAACCAGACAUCAAUGAAUGCCUUGAGUUCCCAAAUAUUUGUAAAGAUGGAGUUUGUGGUAAUACAGUGGGAAGCUUUACCUGUAAAUGUAAUCAGGGAUACACUCUGGAUGAGACGGGAACUACUUGUUUAGAUAUCAAUGAGUGUAAGAUCUCCUUUGGUAUCUGUAGCAAUGGCACUUGUAUCAACACACCAGGAAUGUUCCGUUGUCAAUGUGACCCAGGAUUUAGGCCUGUCAUGAUGGACCAAAUGUGUAUGGACAUCAAUGAGUGUGAAGAAUUACCUGCCCCUUGUAAAGGAGGACAGUGUCUGAAUCUUCCUGGAACCUUUCUGUGUGAAUGUCCUGAGGGACUCAUUCUCUCUCCUGAUGGACAGUCCUGUCAAGAUAUUGAUGAGUGUGGUGACAGCAGUAGUCUGUGUAGUUAUGGGGUCUGUGAGAACUAUCUGGGAGGAUAUCAGUGUCGCUGUUUAGAGGGAUACGGCCCCAAUCGUCAGCAUACCUCCUGUCUAGACAUUGAUGAAUGUGCCACAGGAAAUGGCGGUUGUCAGUCGCUCUGCCUCAAUAUACCAGGCUCAUUCUCCUGUAAAUGUGAUACUGGCUACAUACUGAUGCCUGACCAGAGAUCAUGUCAAGAUGUAGAUGAAUGUAAGGAGACAAAGGACAUCUGUAGUGGAGGCACCUGUAUUAAUCUGCCUGGCUCACACCGCUGCACUUGUGUUGGCGGUCUGAUUUCAUCUGCUGAUGGAAAGCAGUGUUUGGAUAUCAAUGAAUGUUUGGAGAAUGCUAACAUAUGUCUUCAGGGAACCUGUCACAAUAUUCAUGGCUCAUAUGAGUGUAUUUGUGAACCAGGCUUCUCUGUCAAACCAGAGUCCAGAAAUCCAGCUUGCACAGAUGAUGAUGAGUGUGCCACUGGCCAAGCUAACUGUGAUCAGAAUGCCAAAUGUAUCAACACCCUGGGCUCCUACAAGUGUGACUGUAUACCGGGCUACUCUGGAGAUGGAUACACAUGUAGAGACAGUAAUGAGUGCACACGGGACAAUGGAGGCUGUUCUCUUGACGCUGACUGCAUCAAUUUACCAGGAAGCUACAAGUGUGUUUGUGAAGAAGGAUUUAAAGGAGAUGGUUAUAGCUGUAGUGAUGUGGAUGAGUGUUUGCUGAAUCCUGAGCUUUGUCAGAAUGGAAAUUGCCUGAAUAUAGCUGGGAGUUACCGAUGUGAGUGUGACAUGGGCUUCUCCCCAACAUUGGAUGGCAAGGACUGCAGAGAUAUUGAUGAAUGUAGCUACUUCAGUAACCUUUGUAUAAAUGGAGAAUGUGAGAACACAUUGGGGAUGUUCCGUUGUCGUUGUAACCAAGGCUUUAAACAGGAUGCAACUGGAGGAAACUGUACAGAUAUAAAUGAGUGUGAGAAUGUGGACAACUGUCUGUAUGGGACAUGUAUCAAUGUGCCAGGGAGCUACAUCUGCCAGUGUCCCAUAGGCACAGUACUGAACCCAACAGGGACAGCAUGUGUAGACAAAAGGCGUGGGACUUGUUAUCUUGAAGUAGGAGACAGGGGGACUUGUAGUAAUGUUAUUGGUAGGAAUGUCUAUAAGACCAGCUGCUGCUGUUCCUUUGGUCAGGGCUGGGGAGAAGUAUCAGGACUCUGUGAAGCAUGUCCCCAAAAUGGAACAGGUGAGUACCAGUUGCUGUGCCCUGGUGAUCCUGGAUUGAGACCUGAUGAAGUUACAGGAAUACCAAUAGACAUAGACGAGUGUCGGGAGAUAGACGGAUUGUGCGAUGGAGGAGAAUGUCAGAAUACAUUUGGGAGUUUCUUCUGUGUGUGUCCCAAGGGCCACCGACUGAUUAACUACAGAUGUGUAGAUAUUGAUGAAUGCAGGGAGAAUGGUCCUCUUUGUGGGGCAGGCUCUUGUGUGAACACCAAGGGUAGCUAUAGAUGUGUCUGUCCUGAUGGCUAUGUCCUCAUGAAGGGGGAGACUGAGUGCAUGGACAUGAGGAAAGGGAAUUGUUAUCCCACUUACUACACGACCACUGGUCCUGGGCCCCGUCAGUAUAUCUGUGAGAACCCUCUGUCAAGGAAUCUGACCUACAAACAGUGCUGCUGUACAGUGAUUGGAAAAGCCUGGAACUCACCCUGUGAACCAUGCCCAGAGUCCAAUACCACGGACUAUGAAUCCCUGUGUGAAGUAUCAGCAGUUGUAGAUGAUCUUGAUGAAUGCGCAUUGUUUGGAGAUGCCAUCUGUAAAAAUGGCCGAUGUAUUAACACCAAGGAGAGUUUCCGUUGUGAAUGUAACAGAGGAUACAGAUAUGAUGUUCAAAGUCAUAGUUGUUAUGAUGAGGAUGAGUGUAGGAGGAGCUUACCCCCUUGUGUCCCCGUGGCUCAGUGUGUGAACACCCCCGGCAGUUACCGAUGUCAGUGUCCCUCAGGUUAUAGGCUUCAUCAGAAUGGACAUAACUGUCUAGAUAUCAAUGAGUGUACAGAAAUUCAGGGAAUCUGUGCCAAUGGAGUUUGCACCAAUUUAGAGGGCAGGUUCCGCUGCAUAUGUAAUCCAGGCUACAGAUUGAAUCUUAAUAGAGAUGCAUGUUUUGAUAUUGAUGAGUGUAGCUCCCGGCCUGGCUUGUGUAACAAUGGAACCUGUGAGAAUACAGAGGGACAUUACAGGUGUCACUGCCAUCCCGGAUUUACUCUGUCUCCUAAUGAAGACUGUCAAGAUAUAAAUGAGUGUUUGACUGAGGUUGGUCUUUGUCAGAAUGGUCGCUGUGUGAACCUGGUGGGGAACUUUACAUGUCAAUGUCAGAGUGGUUACAUGGUGUCCAGUGACGGCCGCUCGUGUCAAGAUGUUGAUGAGUGCACCCUUUUCAGGGAUAUCUGUGGUAAUGGGGUGUGUAGGAAUAGAGAGGGCUCCUAUGAAUGUAUCUGUCACGAGGGAUAUGAACUCACCAGAGCAAGGGACACAUGCAUGGAUAUCAAUGAGUGUACGACAGUGCGUGGUAUUUGUGCUGGUGGUCGGUGUAGAAAUCUGGAGGGAGGAUUUAGAUGUGUGUGUCCACCAGGCUUACUCCUAACUGCAGAUGGACAAAGAUGCAUUGAUGUGAGGAUGGGGAACUGUUUCAACAUAUUUAGGAAUGGCCAGUGUCGUUUCCCUCGCCAAAUCAACAUGACGAAGGCCGACUGUUGUUGUACUCUUGGCCAGGCCUGGGGGAGUCAGAGCCAAUGUGCUGUCUGUCCUACCGAGCGGGAACCUGCCUUUAAGAUUCUCUGUCCAGAUGGUUAUGGAAGAGUUGUAGAUCCUUCUGGAGGCAUUGUUGAUGUGAAUGAGUGUGCUAGAGAUGCAAGUUUGUGUGUAAAUGGAAAGUGUGUUAACACAGAUGGAUCCUACAGAUGUGAAUGUCUUCCUGGGUAUAAACUAGGAGCGGAUCAAAAAACUUGUGAAGAUAAAAAUGAAUGCAUUGAUAGUCCAGGCAUCUGUGGCAAUGGAACAUGCCGUAACAGAAUUGGAGGAUUUGAAUGUUUAUGUAGUUCUGGAUUUGAACCUGGAGCAGAUGGUUCCUGUCAAGAUAUUGAUGAGUGUAGUGGCCCCCUCAACAAAUGUGCUUUCCGCUGUGUCAAUCUUCCUGGAACAUUCCAGUGCGUGUGUCCCAAAGGCUUCACUCUGGCCCCAGAUAACUCACACUGUCAAGACGUGGACGAGUGUCAAACACAGGUCAACAAGUGUCGGUACGCCUGCAAGAACCUGGUGGGGACGUUCAUGUGUGUUUGUCCGGAAGGCUUUACUGGUACAGGGGAUAACUGUAGAGAUAUAAAUGAGUGCCGUGACCCUAGAGUUUGUCAGCCAGGUAGAUGUGUCAAUCUACAAGGAGGAUACCAAUGCAGAUGUCCUCCUGGCUAUACCCUCAGUCCAGACAGAAAACAGUGCUAUGACCAGAGAGAAGGUAACUGUUUCCUGGAGUUACUGGGUGGGAGAUGUGUUCCCUCUAGAUUCUACAGAAUGACCAGACAGGAGUGUUGCUGCUCAGGGGCUGCAGCCUGGGGUCCAAGCUGCUCCAGGUGUCCUUCCAGGGGAUCAAGAGACUUCCAGGAGUUGUGUCCAGAAGAUAUUGGCAGAACACCAGAUGGAAAAGAUAUAAAUGAAUGUCUGAAGUUUCCUGGAAUUUGUGGGAAUGGAUACUGUAUUAACACUGAAGGAUCCUACAGAUGUCGAUGUAACCGAGGCUACAAAACAGAUAUCACAAAUACAAAAUGUGUCGAUGUGGAUGAGUGCAGAGAGGGUACAUCCCCUUGCGAGUCUGGCUGUGUGAACACAGUAGGAAGUUAUAGAUGUUCAUGUCCCACUGGCUUUGUCCUUAACAGAAAUGGCAAAACAUGCAGAGAUUUGGAUGAGUGUGCCACAAUGAAGCACAAUUGUCAGCAGAUUUGUACCAACACCCAGGGAAGUUAUCGGUGUAGCUGUCAGACAGGCUACAGAAUGGAGGCCAACCAGUGUAGAGACAUUAAUGAGUGUAGGGAAGACUCCUCACUGUGUACGCCAGGAGGAACUUGCCGUAACACCUUGGGUGGAUAUAAAUGUAUCUGUAAAAGAGGCUACAGACUGGACUCAACAGGCAAAAAAUGUAUCGAUAUUGACGAAUGUGAGACUGGUCGAUGUGAUGAUAGAUGUGAGAAUGUCCCAGGCUCCUUUAAAUGUAUCUGUCCUCCAGGGUACAAACCAGUCUAUGGACAGUGUAUAGAUAAUAAUGAGUGUCAGAUACAGGAUAUAUGUGGCUUGGCAGUCUGCUCAAAUGUGCCUGGAUCAUACAACUGUCAGUGUGGACCAGGGACAAACUUUGACCCUCGUCUUAUGACUUGUAUAGAUGUCAAUAUUUGUGUGAAUGCCCCCUGUUUAUAUGACUGUUCUUCGACUGGUUCCUCCUUUGUCUGUGGCUGUCCACCAGGCUAUCAGAGUUUGGGAGUGGGACAUUGUGUGGCCAUCUCUCCAGAUGGUGGUGUGGGAGGUUCAUUUCCUACAGGAGGAAAUAUACCCCAUGUCCCUGCCCCAGGUGAUGGCAGACCACCCCAAGGGGAGGGCUGCAUUGAGUGUGAUAUCAAAACCCAAGACAUUCCUUUGUCCAAGAGAGUUAAACGAGAUGUCCAUAAUAAGACUGUUACAGUGGACUCAAAUUCAAAAUCACUUCAGAGUCAUCAUGCAAGAAAACUACGUCCAGAUAUUGUGACGGAAGUUUUGAAACUAUACAUAGAAAGGAAAGAUAUACAAAGAAAGAAAAAACUGCUUGCAGUUCUUCCAUCAUUAACAGCACUUAAAAAUAAUGUCAAGUAUCACAUCCUACGAGGAAAUCAAAAGAAAAUAUUUAUUGUUCGUAAAAAACAGGGUGUCAGUUCCCUACAGUUUAGAAGGAAAGUAAGGAAACCCAAAGUUUUGAAAUUAACAAUAGAAGCAAAACCAAUACAUAAAGAAGAAAAAGUGGCAGGGUCAAAGGUCAUAUUGAGAAGAACUCUUUUAAAUGUGGAGGUGCAUGUAUUGUAAAAAAAAAAAAUAAUAAUUGAUUAGAAAAUCUUGUAGUGAUAAAAGUAUGUAGACUGAUUGGUGUGAGUUUGUACAUGUAGAGGAAGAUGGCUGUUUACAUAGUGGAGUACAGUAUGAAUGUCAAAAAGUGUACGAAAUAUUCCUUGGUUGCAGAAGUAAAACUGGAAUUUUAAAGGCAGAUAUUAAUGUACUUGUAUGUGUAUAUGUAUUUUAAAAUUUAGUGAAGCUGAAUCACUGAGACAUGAUUCCAGCUUAAAGUACUACACAAACAGUAUCAUUCAAAAUAAGCAUUCAUAUAUGGUGUAAUUAUGUUAAACUUACUAUAAAAAUACUCUGCUGAUUUUUCCCCCAUGAUUUAUUUUCAAUCUGCAAAGACUACAUGUAUAUAAUGUACAUCUUAUUAUGUGUAAAUAUUAUUCUAAGAAUGGUGCAUAUGGUUAAGUAUUAUAUAUAACAGUAUAGUACGUGAAUAUAUAUGUAAUAAUUGAGCUUAUCUGAUAAUGGUUUGGUGGGGACUUGAAUUUUGAAACUAGUUCAUUGAUAAUACUUCAAAAGGCAAAAACCUUAGACAGCUGUUAACAAUUGGUUUUACCUAUUAUAAUAUACAUUUAAAUUAUUAUCAAAAUUAUCUUGUUACCAUUCCAGCAUUGCUGGAAAUUAUAUGUAGCAUAUCUCUGUAAAAGUUGGCCAGAAUUCCAUACCUAAAAUCAUUUCAAAGAUUAUGAAUAAAAGAAGUUAUUUGAAAAUUACCACUUUAUUUGUUAAAUUAAUUUUUGGCCAAGACAUCUCAUCUUUUUAUUGUACAUAGAAGAUCAGCAUAACAGAUUCUCUGCCAAACUUUAGUACAAGCAAGGGCACUGACAGUAGUAUUUCCCCUUUUUUUCAAAUUAAAUGUACUAGUAGCUCUGUGUACAUGUAUAUAUUGUGAUUGUAUGAAUGUUAAACCAAACGUUGAAUUUAAAAGACUUGAUUAAAAUAAUUGCUGUAUAAUU
Saccostrea echinata is the source of this 9431-nucleotide messenger RNA. Its product is annotated as fibrillin-2-like. The record is from RefSeq and is a predicted model, not a curated record. The coding region runs from base 1 to 8439 and encodes 2812 amino acids. NCBI's taxonomy places the organism in Eukaryota, Metazoa, Mollusca, Bivalvia, Ostreida, Ostreidae. The transcript is spliced from 65 exons. Gene Ontology annotation, molecular function: calcium ion binding.